AUGGAGUCCAUCAAGCAAAGCACAGAGUUGGUUGAAGAUGAGACACCCACGUUAUUUACGGGAGCAGUUUCUGGCGAUGCUGCCCAGGAGAUGUUGGUCCGGAAAUUACUGAGGUGUCUUGACAGGAUCCUCCCAAUCUUAGCCAUGCUCUUCCUAUGUUCCUUCUUGGAUCGUACCAAUGUCGGUAAUGCGAAGAUCCUCGGCCUCGAGGACGACCUCAACAUCACUGGUCGUCAAUAUGAUAUUGGCUUGGCAGUCUUCUAUCUGACGUACAUAUGCAGCGAACUCCCGAGUAACCUCAUCAUGAAGAAGGCAUCACCGAAAAUUUGGCUGCCAUGGCUCAGUAUAGUUUGGGGUGUUAUUACUAUGUGCCUCGGCUUUGUUCGCAACUUUGCGGGGUUUGUGGCUGUCCGUGCUAUUUUGGGUGUUGCGGAGGGAGGAUUGCUUCCUGGGAUGGUACUGUAUCUAUCGUUCUUCUACCGAAGAGGGGACCUAGCCUUACGCAUUGGGUUGUUUUACACCGCUGCGUCAUUGUCUGGUGCUUUUGGAGGACUCUUAGCUCGUGGGCUGGCUGAAAUUGGCCCUCGGGGCGGACUGGAGGGCUGGCGUUGGAUUUUGAUUAUCGAGGGGCUGCUGACAUUCUUAUGCGGCUGCCUCAGUUAUGUUGGCCUCCCAAAUAAUUUAGAAACAGCGACGUUUUUGACCCCCGAAGAGCGGUCGUUUGCACAGGAAAGGAUAAUGCUUGAUAAUCCAUCCGCACCUCAGUCUCCCUCGGGGGAUGAAUUGGAGACCUUAAGAUGGUCUGAAGUGCGAAGGGGACUGCUAGACCCCCAGAUGUGGUUUUCUGCAGCGGCGUAUUUUGCCAUAUUGUCCGGAUUGUACUCGUUCGGGUUGUUUGUAUUAUUCGUGGCUUUUAUUUCGGAUCGCUUGAAGCUGCGAGGCCCUAUUAUGCUUUUCACUCUGCCUAUUGCAAUUGCGGGGUACGGAGCGAUUGCCAAUAUCCAGUCUGCAAAAGUCAAGUAUGGAAUGACCUUCCUGAUGGCUACCGGGAUGUAUAGUAGCGUCCCAUGUAUUCUGGUAUGGAAUACGAAUAACUCAGCGGGACACUAUAAGCGUGCCACAACGUCAGCGAUGCAGCUGACUAUCGCUAACUGCGGUGGUUUCGUGGCUACGUUCAACUAUCCUGACAAGGACAAACCACAGUAUCACCGUGGUCACACCAUUAUUCUAGCCCUCCUUGUUUUUGCAUGGUUCAUGGUUUUACUUAACAUUCUCUACUGUGCCAAAGUGAACAGAGACAAGAAGAAGGGUAGAUAUGCAGCGUACGUGGGGUAUAACGAUGAUCGAGAUCCGGCGUUUAAGUUGAUGUUGUGA
Messenger RNA from Aspergillus oryzae RIB40, 1374 nucleotides. Its product is annotated as putative MFS transporter. Lineage: Eukaryota; Fungi; Ascomycota; Eurotiomycetes; Eurotiales; Aspergillaceae. Gene Ontology annotation, molecular function: transmembrane transporter activity. The coding region runs from base 1 to 1374 and encodes 457 amino acids. The record is from RefSeq and is a predicted model, not a curated record. The transcript has 10 exons. Gene Ontology annotation, biological process: transmembrane transport. Gene Ontology annotation, cellular component: membrane.